AUGUCUGAUGAACAAGUCGAACAAGCCCCGGCUACUGCUCCGGUAGAGGAGAAGAAGAAAGCUCCGAAGAAGAAAGCCGCCCCAAAGGCAAAAAAGGUGGCCGACCAUCCGAAAUAUGCCGAGAUGAUUAAGGAUGCCCUCAAUGCCCUCAAGGAGCGAGGAGGUUCAUCCAGGCAAGCCAUCUUGAAGUACAUUGCCCAGAACUAUACUCUUGGAAAUGACGAGAAAGUCAUAAACUCGCACCUGAAGAUGGCACUCAAGGCCGGAGUUAAAAAUGGUUCCUUGAAACAAUCGAAAGGUGUUGGAGCAUCUGGUAGUUUCAAAAUUGGUAAUGGAGAUAAAGAAGAGAAAGAAACUAAACCUAAAAAAGUUUUAGCAAAGAGGGCAGCAACGACAAAAGCUGUCAAAUCUCCGGCUAAAAAAGUUGAGGCUGCUCCCAGGAAGUCUCCUAAGAAAGUCAAAGCUGCUGAAACUAAGAAAAAGCCCAAAGCCUCUCCAGUUAAAAAAACUAAACCGGCUGCAAAACCAAAAGCUGCCAGCAAGCCUCCUGCUGCCAAGCCAGCAAAGAAGGAAGUCAAAAAAUCUCCAGCUAAACCAAAAGCUAAAGCAGCUGCCAGCCCAGCCAAAGCAAAGAAGGCAGCGAAACCUGCUGCCAAACCAAAGAAAGCUGCUAAAAAAUAA
Molecule: messenger RNA, 681 nt
Organism: Helobdella robusta
Lineage: Eukaryota; Metazoa; Annelida; Clitellata; Rhynchobdellida; Glossiphoniidae
Exons: 2
Coding region: 1-681 (226 amino acids)
Biological process (GO): nucleosome assembly; negative regulation of DNA recombination; chromosome condensation
Cellular component (GO): nucleosome; nucleus
Molecular function (GO): nucleosomal DNA binding; double-stranded DNA binding; structural constituent of chromatin
Source: RefSeq, a predicted model, not a curated record